This is a messenger RNA of Dromiciops gliroides (monito del monte), 3750 nucleotides long. It is a transcript of the gene BCL6B, whose product is annotated as BCL6B transcription repressor. Bases 109 to 1533 code for a protein of 474 amino acids. Gene Ontology annotation, molecular function: DNA-binding transcription factor activity, RNA polymerase II-specific; RNA polymerase II cis-regulatory region sequence-specific DNA binding; protein binding. Gene Ontology annotation, biological process: positive regulation of gene expression; regulation of transcription by RNA polymerase II. The record is from RefSeq and is a predicted model, not a curated record. The transcript has 9 exons. NCBI's taxonomy places the organism in Eukaryota, Metazoa, Chordata, Mammalia, Microbiotheria, Microbiotheriidae.
GCCCCCAACAUCCCGCCGGGAUAAAGGAGCCAGGACUGGGAGAGAUACCCCGCCCUAUCCCAGCAAGAGGAGAAAACACAGCCCCUGCCGGCCAGGGCCUCCUUCGCCAUGAGCUCAGCUGGGGCUGCAGUUGGGAGUCUGGGCUACGUGCGAGAAUUCACACGCCAUGCAUCAGACGUGCUCUGGAACCUGAACGAGUUACGCCUUCGUGGGAUCCUCACCGAUGUCACGUUGCUAGUGGGAGGUCGGGCACUCCGGGCCCACAAGGCGGUCUUGAUCGCCUGCAGUGGCUUCUUCUAUUCCAUUUUCCGUGGCCGGGCAGGGGUGGGAGUGGACCUGUUAUCCUUACCUGGGGGCCCUGAAGCUGGUGGCUUUGCUCCUCUUUUGGACUUUAUGUACACUUCCCGCCUCCUCCUUUCACCGGCUACGGCCCCAGCCGUCCUGGCAGCAGCCACCUAUCUACAGAUGGACCACGUGGUGGAGGCCUGUCACCGAUUCAUCCAGGCAAGCUAUGAGCCCAUAGGCAUCUCCCUGCAAACACUUGAUGCAGAAUCGCAGGCACCUCUUAUGCCAGCAGCUCCUCCGGAAGGUAGCCCUCACCGCUUUGAGGGGCACCCAGACCCCCCAACAGAGUCCCGAAGCUGUUUCCAUGGCCCUCCCAGUCCAGACAGCCCACCUAGUCUUGACCCCGCAGCCUGCAACUGGAAGAAAUACAAAUUCAUCGUCCUCAACUCCAGGACAGCCCAAGCAGGGACCCCAGCUGGGAAGGCGGACGCUGCUGCGGAACCAGCUGCCUCAGCAAAGCCUGCCGCUGGCGAGGAGGCCUCUAGCAGCAGCGGGGAGGAGGGUUCCUGUUCGGGGGCUGGGAGCAGGCUCUCCCCCGCGCUCGAUCCCCCCUUGCUGCUCACGCACCCCAGCCAGAGACCCCUCGGAUCGCCUUCCGAAGCGUCGCGUCCCCGACCAGAGAAUCAUUUCUUCAGCUGCCAGGACUGUGAGGCGGGGACUGGCUGCCCGGCAGAGGUGGGAUCGCGGGCACUGGCCCCUCUCAGCCCGGGGAACGAAGACAAACCCUACAAGUGUCAGCUCUGCCGAUGUGCUUUCCGUUACAAAGGCAACCUAGCCAGUCACCGCACGGUGCACACAGGAGAGAAGCCUUAUCACUGCGCUAUCUGCGGAGCGCGUUUUAACCGGCCUGCCAAUCUCAAAACGCAUAGCCGCAUCCAUUCCGGAGAGAAGCCUUACAAAUGCGAAACUUGCGGCUCUCGCUUUGUGCAGGUGGCACACCUCCGUGCACACGUGCUGAUUCACACUGGGGAGAAGCCCUAUCCUUGUUCCACCUGUGGAACUCGCUUUCGACACCUACAAACACUGAAGAGCCACGUGCGCAUCCAUACUGGGGAGAAACCGUAUCACUGUGAAGCCUGCAAUCUGCAUUUCCGCCACAAAAGUCAACUGCGCCUUCAUCUUCGACAGAAACACGGAGCUGCCACCAACACCAAAGUCCAUUACCAUGUUCUAAGGGCCCCUUGUUGAGGGCCAGAGUUGUGGCCCAACUUUCCUCCCCUUACCCUUCUCUGGUUCCAGAGCUGAUCGUAGUUCUGUUUUUCACCCUGGGGGAGAGCAGGGGUAGCAGAUCUACUAGAUUUGUUUCCAUUUUGCUGGUCAAAAUCUCUUCCCUUCCCAAUUUUUUGCCUAGUUCCCUAAGAAGAAUUAGUCAGGUUGCCUGCCUUGACAAGGAGCAGAAUUCAAGCCCUAGAACCGAUUUUCAGUUCUUCUGUAAAUAUAAUUUAUUGGAGUUACUGGGUGAGGUUGAUAAUUUUUCCUCACAGGGAACUAUAUUCUCAAUUUUCUCAUUCCUCCCCCCACCCUCAUUAGGGAAUUAUGUGGCUAGAAGUGAUCCACAGGAAGGUGAGGUCCCAGCUCUGCUGGCAGAGCCAAGCCUGGGGACCCCCUCUGUAUCUAAGCUUGAGUAUUUCAUAUAAUUCUUAUUAUUGCCAUUAUACUUAAACUUUUUUUUAAAAGAUAUUUUACAAAAAAAUACGAACCUUUAUUCUAGAGCAGUUAGGAACCCUGUGGGGUAAUGAAGCCAAGCCAUUCUGAAAAGUAAUGGGUCCUGGAUCAAGGCUUCUCUCUGUUCUUAUAGAACAGUCUGACCCCUUGGGUAAUCUAGAUGUAGACAAAAUAAAUCCUUCACUGUGACUCCAUGAGAAGUUUGGGGGCUCUGCAUUACUCCAAAGUGGGGGCUGGUAACCUCCAGAAAUCUCACUGGUCCAUACUUAGUCACCUGAAAGCGGGGGACUGGAUCCUUCAUGGUGAUUCUGAAUAUAAAAUCAUGAGUUUUCUCUUAACACUGUCAAGUUGGGUCUGGGACUUAACCUGGCUUUUUUUUUUUUUUAGUGAGGCAAUUAGGGUUAAGUGACUUGCCCAGGGUCACACAGCUAGUAAGUGUCAAGUGUCUGAGGCCAGAUUUGAACUCAGGUACUCCUGACUCCAGGGCCGGUGCUCUAUCCACUGCGCCACCUAGCCGCUCCUUAACCUGGCAUUUUAAAAAUUAGCUUUGUGCAAAAACUGGGAACUUCUAUGUUGGCUCUAGAGAGGAAUCUAGAAUUCCUUGCUACCCUAGAGUUCAGCCUGCUUAUCUGCUGGGCUGCUGGAACUCCAACUGUGACAUUUUCCAGUUCUCUACAUUGUCUUCUGGAAUGACAAGGACCUUAGAGUCUAUUUGGGUCUAUGACCUUUAGUGUUUUCUCUUCCAAAGAAGAGAAUGACCAUUUAUUUUACCUUGAUCCUGGAUAUUGCCUCAUUGGUCUCCUACUAUAACUAGAAAAUUCUCCUUUUGCUCAAGAAGUCUCGGAUGCUGUGUAAUACUCUUUGGUUGUUGUUGUUGGGGUUUUCUUUUAAACUUAGAAACUGUUCUGGGAUAUCAUUUUUUUUUUUGCUCAUGAACCACAAAAGGCAUCAGAUGUGAGGAGAUGGAUACUAUGGGCUUGAUGGAAUUGAAGGGUUUUGUUAUGACAGAACAUUUAAGGGGCUGGUUGUAAUUGCUGAGUUGAGGUUAAGGGAUUCCAAAAGGACAAUAUGUCAAGACACUCCGUGACUAUCGGACAGAAAAGUAGACUUCUGGGCCCAGGAUUAGAGAAGACAUUUCCAAUUGAUGUUGGUUUCACAAGCUAGGGCCAAAUGAGAACUGCUAGUUAAACAAAGGGUUGGGAAUAAAAUAAAUUCCUUUCAGGGUAGAGAAAGUUUAUUAUAUCAAAGCUGCUCAAUGGAUAGACCGAUUUUCCCUUAUAGAUUAUUUGUGGUGGUGUGGGAGAGGUACACCCCUUGAGUUGGGCAGCUGAAUAUGGUUGGGGUAAGGGCUCAAGUUAAGGGGCCCUUCUUUCGCUAUGCCCAAAUGAAGAUAGAAAGAGGAGAGAAGUGAGAGACCAGAGGUGGUAUUUAGAGGGAGAAUGAAGGAGUAGGGGAAGUGACUGGGAGCUGGAUCAAUGAAUGGAGAUCUAAAAUGACAUAUUGUUUGAGCCUUGGAAUAAAGAAGCAUCGAUGUCAUUUGGUGUUUGUUGGUUUCUUGGUCAGAUCUGGGAUGGGGAGCCUGUGCUUAGGUGAAUUUUAACUUACACUCUCCAGACUAACAACACCAGCCUCUUCCAACUACGCUUUCCCUAUCUUCCGGCUCAUUGCUUGUGAUAUCCUAAAGCUCCGGAGCCACCUGCAUCCUGUCCCAUAUGAGGUAACUUCCUAUGUGAGUCGAGU